GUCGUUUUAAUGUUGUGGUAAAAAAUGUUGUGUUAAAAAAAUAUAUCCAAAUCGAAAAAAAAUGAUGGAUUUAUCCGGUUUUGAAACUUGUUCCAUGUCAACCAGUGUAUCAAAUUAAAAGUACAGCUACGCCGAUCGAGUCAAGCCAUGGCGUUGUUCAGCUGUCAAUUGGAACGUGAACCUACAUAAACGUGCUUGGCUGUGGAACCGUUCUUCAGUUGUUUUAGUACUACACCGAGUUAAAGAUACCCACUACUAGUGCUAGAUUUUCAGUUGUUUUUUUUCUAUCGUAUGCAAAGUGACAUAUGGCAGUUGUUUUUGUUUAUGGGUUAUGACAGUUCGAAUUGAGUGUUGACUGGAUUUUUUUGAAAUAUGUGAGGUCAGGAGAUAUGUGUAACAGAACAAUACAAGAAACAAGACGUUUAUAUAUAAUUAUGUAUGAUAAGCACUUACAGAAAUGAAGUUUAUAAUUUUGGCAACUGCUAUAAGUAUAGUUGCUUCUAUUAGAGUACCAACAUCAUGGGAUGAUGUAGAGGAUGAUAACUACUUUCCUAAAUUUAAAUUAGUAUCAAAACGAUACCAAAACAAUGUAUACAAUAAUAAUAAAAAUAAUAGGAAACCUGUACAUAGGAUGAAAACACCAAAUGCAUUCAGCGAUACAGACUGGAUGCCCGUGGCCCCGCCAGAAUAUUUUAGCAGAGUAAAAAAUAAAUUCAAACCAAAUAAACACAAGAAUUACGAUUUCAGAGACAUCGACUUUCUAGAGAAUUCCAAACCCAAUUUAGUCGAAGUAAAAGGCAGAAUAACGAAUGUAAACCUAAGGCAACGUAAGCGAAAUAACGACCCAGAGUUUAGUCUAGAUGAUAGCGAGAACGAAUCUUCAAACACUGAAGAAACGUACGAGAAUGAUGACGAAGAAAAACCCUUUGUGCCCACAAAACAGUACACAAAAGUCCGCAGGAGCGAUUCGUAUGCUUUUCUACCACAAGACGAAAAUCCCCGUUUGAAAAAAGUCAUAAAGGAGACCAGAAUUCACACCAUAUACACCGAAAAAGGUACCGAAGAUGAAGCCUACGACCAUGCUGACGAAGAAAAACAAUCGGAAAACGGGGAAAGCUUCGCCAAACAUAAGAUAGAGAACGCGCCAAAAGAUGCUGAGAUCGAAGAGACCCAAACCAGCAUACACAAUGUUUCACUGCACAAUACAACCCACAAGAUGGAUAGAAGAAAGAGGGAAAUCAAGUACCCAUACUACGACAGCGAAAAUAUAAACAAAAACUCUCCUUUAAGGUACUCAGAAAACCUCGCCAGUAUACCACCGAAAACUCAGGACGAAAUGGCGUUCUACAACCAAGCGAUAAAAAAAUACAAAUGCUCCGAAACACUCCCCAUAGAAGACAUUAAAGAGUACAAUAAGACUGUUGGUAACACUACGGUAACAAUACCACAAGAGGUAUCGAAGAAUGGCAACCUAGGCGACCAAAUAGACUGUUUUAAAGAGAUGUAUUUCGGCAAAAACCCACUGGAUAGCCCUUUCUUCGAAGAAAAAAACGUAGAACCUAUAUCGGAUGACAUAGCUGAGGAAUUACCUCCAAAGACUGAAAAAACAAACCUUAACAUACUAACAGACAUUAUAGGCAAUGCCGAAAAUCGCCAAGCAAGACUUCUAGAAGAGCCAACCGUUACCACCGAUGAAGAAACACCUGAAAGUCAAGCCUUAAUCCUUAGACGCAGAUAUAGAAAAAAUCGACCGCAUUACAACCGAUACAACGACUAUAGACACCAUAAAAUUCAACCAACGAAAACCACAGCUACAUAUCAUCCUUACUAUGAAGAUACGUAUGUACCCACAAGCACAGUGCUUCCUAAAUAUAUGGUUGUCAGUGAGGUUUUUUAUAAGGACGAUAUAAAACCUAACGAGCAAUUAAAUGUGUUCGCUGAUGUCAUUAAUAACAUCAAGAAUAACUCACGGAGAGAUUUAAAUGUUGAUACCUCUGAACCUAUAGCGGUUAAAUUGAAUGUGAACAGGUACAAAAUUGAGCCCAAGAAGAUUAAAAUUCUAUCAAAAAAGCUUAAAAUCAAAACCACCACUGAAGAUUAUACAACAACACCCACUACCAGUAAACCUAGGGUAAACCUCAGAAAACGUAUUAAGUAUGGUAGUCAUAACAACCAUAAAGACCAAAGCAUUGAAGAGGCAGAAAAUAAGGAAAAUAUCGCUGAAAACUUAUUAAAACCUCAAAUUAAAUAUAGAAGACGUAGGACAACCACUACAACCCCUUCUCCAUCAGAGGAAGAAACAUUGAAGGAUGACCCUACACAAUCAUUUGUAGAAGACGCCACCCAAUCGGUUGAAGGUCUUAUUCCUCCGGAAGAUUUGAAUUAUAGAACAAUUAUACCCAAAGAUAUUGACGAUGAACACCUUAACAAAUAUAUUGUGCCCGGUAUGAGACCGCCAAAGCAACAGGUUCCGAUUUUGUACUCAGAUUUUAGAUUGACAAGUAAGAAUAAGAAUAAGAAUAGGAGAAACGAUUAUUAUCACAGAAGAUAUAGAAGAGAGGCUAAUAAGCCUGCCUAUUCGGAAUAUUCGAGGAAUAGAGGUAGACAAGAAGAAACAUUAGACAAAGUACCUAGUGACAAUGACGAUGACGACGACUAUGUUCCACAUAGACCAAAAAAUUACCACUAUGAUGAAAAAUUGGGGAAAAUUGUAUAUCAUGACACAAAAACAAAUGAUGAUGAAGAGGACGAAGAAGAAGAAGAAUACGUGGAAGAAGUAACAACGAAAAAAUCCAAACCAAAACAUAAAACGACACCAAAACCGUUGGUGGUAACAAGUCCAAAACCUGGUGAGAGCUUUAUAGACUACGUUAAAAAGUUAAAAUCAAACUCAAACUACAAAAUGAUCGAGGAAACCACAACCACAGAAAAACCAACCACAACCUUGAAACCUAUAAAGGUUAGCUCUUCAAAUGAAGCACCACAGUUCUUGAACUUACUCUCCAAGCUACACAGUGAUAGUAAGUACAAAGCCAUUGAAAAUGAGGAAGACACAACGAAGAAAGCAAAACACAACAAAAAGAAGGAACCUGAACCCAUCGUUCAAGAAGCAGACGAUGAAGAGGAUGAAGAAGAUGAGGAGUUGGGUCCCAUACAAAACUCCCCAGGUGGACAAGGUUUGUCCCAAAUCGACCCAAACUUCCAAAUAUUCGACGUAGGGGAUUUUAUACCCAAAGUAAAAAACUACGUACCCAGAACCUCGAUUGAUUACUCAAAGUACAAAACCAUAGAGCGUCCUACUACUCCUUAUAACACCGAAGAUGAAGAUGAAGACGACAAUGAAGAAAGUAAAGCACCACCACUCGAAAAGAUUACUGAAAGAAUGGAAGACGUAGAAAAAUCGACCGAAGAAGUUAAAAAAUCCACCACCCCAGCUCCAGUGGAGAAGAGCACAUUUAAAAUAAGAGUUAGGAAUAGAAAACGACCCACCACCAAGGCUCCCAGAAAGUCUUCGACGACAACAACCACUGAAAGAAUAUACAGCUCAACCACAGCAGAAACAGUCCAACACGAUAGCAAAGCGAAGAGGAAUUACAGAAGAAGGCCAACUAGAAUACGUCUGCGUACUACAACAGUAAAAUUUCUGGAUGAAGAUGUAGAUGACACCACUAAAGUAGUUAAAAGAAGAUCGUCCAUGAUCAACGAUGGUAAUUUCCAACCAAUAUAUGUACCCGAUGAUAUACUGGAAGAAAGAAACGAUGAUGAAGACUUGAAGAACAACGACGAAGAGUUGAAAAAUGAGGAAAUAAUUGAAGAAACUUUAAGACUACCCAAAAAUCACAAAUUAUCAAAUGAAGAUACUUUAAGACUGCACAAAAAUCACAAAUUAACAAACGAAGAUACUUUAAGACUACCUAAAAAUCAUAAACCAUCAAGUGUCGAAGAUUUCAAAAAUGAAGAAAGCCUAAAACUACCUAAAAAUCAUAAACUUUCAAAUGUCGAAGUCUUCAAAAAGUUUGACACAACUAACAAACAUGGCGGCAGCUACAGAAGAUUGGAGGAUACUCCAUCAAAAUUAAAUGAAGAAAUUUCAAACCAAAGCAAAAAUAAAGUAAAAACGCGUAACAAAAAAAUAAUGCCAACAGAAAAACCUCAAAAAACGCUGGAUUAUACUGACUCUUCUUUACCGAAAAUGGUGAACCAACUGAAAUCAAUAAAUGUUGAAGAUAUUAAUGUCGAUGACGACCAGGGCGAUAAUGAAGAAAAUUUCGAUUAUUACGAGGAUGAAGUUGAGAUUAAAUUCGAAGAAAAUAAAAAGAAUGAUACCAAGAAAGAGGUCAAUUUUGUUAAAGAUCCUAGCAAAAGGUUGUACUAUUACUUGUCGUAGUUUAAUUUAAUAUUUUUAAUGUAAUUUUAUUUAAUAAAUCGA
This is a messenger RNA of Brassicogethes aeneus, 4429 nucleotides long. The record is from the annotation of a GenBank genome assembly. Lineage: Eukaryota; Metazoa; Arthropoda; Insecta; Coleoptera; Nitidulidae.